This is a messenger RNA of Cicer arietinum (chickpea), 983 nucleotides long. RefSeq names its product RING-H2 finger protein ATL80. Lineage: Eukaryota; Viridiplantae; Streptophyta; Magnoliopsida; Fabales; Fabaceae. The record is from RefSeq and is a predicted model, not a curated record.
UAAAGGAGACAGAAGAAGUGCAGUGGAGUUGUGAAUCGUGAUUACUUAUAGUGGUGCUUCUCCAACGCAAAAGCUAAAACGCUAACCACACAAACAACUCAACACAAAGUUUUCUUUCAACUCAUUCAUUCACAUGACUCGUCCCUUCAGAUAUCUCGGCGAGCUCAACUCGUCUUCCUCCGACUCAUCUGAUUCCUCCGUCGUUGAUUCCGACUUCGUCGUUAUCCUCGCCGCUCUCCUCUGCGCACUCAUCUGCGUUCUAGGUCUCGUCGCCGUCGCACGUUGCGGUUGUCUUCGUCGCUUACGUAUCUCCUCCACCACCCUCACGUCUACAACUACACCUCCUGCUGCAGCUAACAAAGGCGUCAAGAAGAAGGUUUUGCGCUCUCUUCCGAAACACACAGCGACAGCCGAAUCUGCUGUUAAAUUCUCCGAUUGCGCGAUCUGUCUGAGCGAAUUCACCGCCGGAGAUGAAAUCCGAGUGUUGCCUCAGUGCGGUCAUGGAUUCCACGUGUCUUGUAUCGACGCGUGGCUCAGAUCUCAUUCUUCGUGUCCGUCUUGCCGUCAGAUUCUGGUAGUUUCUAGAUGCGACAAAUGCGGUGGAAUCCCCGUCGCUACUGCUACUGCUACUAAUACCGCUGCCUGCUCUAGCUCCGCGCCGGCGCUGGUGCCGGAGCCUGAGACUAGAUUAAAGGUAAGGGAGGACGACGGCAAUAGAUUCUUGCCUUAACUGAAAAUUAGUGAAUGUUUCAAAUUAAUCUUGUGUAUAUUAAGAUAAGCAUGAAAAGGAUUGUGUGUAAUAAUAGUUUAAAAAUUGAAAUUCGAAUAGGAAUUAGUAGUUAAUUAGAUAUAGCGCGUAGGAUUAGAACAAGUUAUGUUGUUGCAUUCGCACUCCGUCGAGUCGAUUGCGGUAAAUUUGAAUCUGUACAAUUUGGCGUCCAUUAAGUUCAACUGGAUUGAAUAAUCAUUUUUUUUUCCUUCUA